GAGACUAACGAGUUCGAUGGGUGAUGCUCAGUUGCUAGUUUGCGAUUCGUUUAGUCAUGAGAGCGAAGGCAGUGAGGAAACUCAGUUGAGACUCGACCUGAUUAGAUUUCCAAGACCGGUGACUGUAAGUGAGCUGAGAGUUAUUCCGAAUGGCUGUCCUAUGCAUCCACAAUUGACAAUAGCGACCAAAGUUGGUAAAACAGCACCGUCAUCUUUUAAGUUGGAGAUUUUUGUGAAGAAUUUGAAUCAACCCUCAGUUGCUGUUAUGGAGAAAUUCGGAGUGUUAGAAUAUGACGAAGCAAGUAGAUUUCGAAUCAAGUCAAAAGAAGAUAUUCCUACUGAUGCUGUGGUGCUGCGUGGAUGGUAUGCAAACAUCUCAGUAGCUAUUUAUGGCAGGCAGACUGAAGUAACAGCUCUGGAGAAUGAGGCAAGCAAGGCACAACAUUCUGAAGUCAGUCCUACUAAAGCUUUGUUAGUCAUCUCACCUAAAUCUACACGGAAGAGCCCAUCGCCUAUGGUAGGAAUACAGACCGAGAUCACCAAGCCGAUUGUUUUGGAUGAGGCAACGGGAGGUGAUGUUGAUCAAUUUGACAGAAAGGCAAUUGAAGAGACGGCUAUAGGAGAUUUUGAACCGAUUGCAUCGCCCGAGCAUGACGACGACUUUGAGGAAAUGGCGGGUGGACGUCAAUUAAAGGCCAAGGAGUAUGAAGCAAUUGAAAGUGAUGAGGACAUUCCUGAUGAAAUUGAUAUUGCUGAUUUCGGGCAAGAUGGAGAUGUUGACUUCAAUGUGUACAGUGAGGAUGCAUGGAUGUCAGUGUCGGUUAGCUUUAAUCCAUACCAGUGUGAUCUGCUGCCAUUACAGUCUAUGUCUCUUCCUUACUGUUCUGCAUACGAACUUGCAUUGCAGAAGCUGCAAGAGACGACAGAACAAACUGCUCUCCCAGAGAAGGCACAGCAGUUACUUGACAGCAUAUGUGACAUGAAGGCAAUGGAUUUUUCACCAAGAUGGGUAGCUGGUUUAGAAGACAUUCUGUCAUUGCUUGAAGAUGGGCUGGCCAGUUUGGUGUUUCAGAAGCCUGAUGAAGGAAUAUGUUCUCUGCUGGUGGAGUGGACUGUUCAAGCUCUCGAUAUUGUUAUAGCUAGAAAGCAACCUGUUGCUGUAAAUAUUCGCCAGCUGAAGGCGGGUAUGGCCAUGGUGACUGCUCUUAGCAGGUGUGGAGAUAACUUUCCAGAACUUCUUACAAAUACUGGUGUCAUGGAGCAGCUGUGUCAUCUACUUGAAGAGCCAUUUAUGGCUACCACCAUGAAGCUUGCAGCUAUUACAGCUAUUGACGGUGUGACAAACUUUGCAGUAGGAAUGGAGAUGUUUCUGGGCUGGCAUGAGAGUGGAGACGUAACGGAAGGACGAACUUUAUACCAACGAUUAGUUGAAUUGUUGCUGACAAAGCAGACUCCCCGUGUUGUGACUGCGGGAGCUGCUUUGUUGCAGAAAGUCAACAUUUAUGAGUGUCUAGCAACUCUACAACAGACUGUAGACAGAUGGACAUCUGCUUCUAUACCAGACUCAACUGUGGUUUCUCCACAAGAAACAUGGAAGACAGCAUGGAUGGACAACACAGGUGUAGAUCAGGUCAAACAGGACGAAAAUGACAAUUGCAGCGGUGACGUACAGGAAGAGCCUACAGUGAAGGAUGAGGAUGACCCAGACUCAGAUCAUGUUCGGGCAGUUGGUCACACCCAACAAAUGGAUGGCUCUGAAUCUGAAGACACAAUAGUAGUAGUGGCAGACGAGCCGAUGGAUACUGGCAAUGACAUGGUUGAAACUGGUGAUCAGUUAAAGAAGACAGUAUCAUUUAAUGAACUAGAUGGCGACAUGAAACCAAUGAUGACUGAAUCUGCAGUCUUACCUUAUGAUGUGGAAACGAUCGUUGAAUGUUUGACUAACCUGUUGACAGCGGUCAAAAAUGCUGCAGACACGGUUCAAUUACCAGCAAACUGUUUACCAAUGAAAUCGAAAUUUUUGGAAGUACCCAAACAAGAUCCGUAUCCCAACAUAUCAAGACUUUUCAAAUCGCGGCGUCUCAUGGAGGUGUUAUUGGUGUUGGUAUCAUCUCCUCAUUUGGUGAAUCAUGCAGCCAUCUUUUCUGCUGUUCGUGACUUAUUACUGUUUCUCAUUGGAUUUCAAGAUGGUUUGUUAUACUUGGCAUCUGACAGUGGAACAGCAAAUGAGAUUAUACGAGUGCUGACACAAGCAACGGAGGAGGAUAUCCCCUAUACCAGAGCUCCUACACUCAGUGAACUGUUUAAAGAGGGAGGUAUUGUCAACUGCACAGCACAGUGUUUGGGGCUGCUUCUUAUCUACUACUUGCAGGCACUUCAAGCUGUUGAUCUAAUUACAUAUUCAUCAAAGGAAAACUCUGGUGACCUUGACUCAGCUGAUGUCUUAUCAACUCUUCACACGUUGUAUUCGAUGACCUUUACUGCUAUUGGUAAAGAGGCAGUUGUUUCUGUUCUUAGUUGGGUGGAUAACAUCAAGUGCUUGCUACCGUUUGUUGAGCAGCAAGGUAACAGUGAGCAUGAUGAUAAAGUAAAGAAGAGCGUUUCAAGCAGAUAUGCGGCAGUUUUGAUUUUGCUAACUGUGCAAGGCAAUGGUGAUGGGCUCCUGCUGGAGAGGUAUGGUGAUAGACUACUAGCCUUAAGUGCUGGAGAGCACAACAAUCUUUCUCUCACAGACUUGGCCGAUUGGAUGAGUCCUUUGAAAUGCCUUGCUAAUGUUGGAGUCAAGGGUCCUAUUCCAGCAUUGGUAGAACAGUUGCAAAUACAAGUUGAAGAUCUCAGUACCACCAAAAUUUUGAGUGAACUGCCUGCUGUUAUAACUAUUCUUAGAUUACUGAAAUAUUAUGGAUGUCCUUCUUCUGAUUUGAAUGGUGAGCCGAGUGACUUGAAGUGGAGUGUAGCGACAAUUGCCCUCUUUUCGGCUAAUGCAAUGGAAGCAAUCAUACGAUUUCUACAGAAGUUGAAUGCAGGUCUUACACGACCUAGGAGGCAAGGACAACUUACGGCUUCUCAAAACGGGACACUUGUGUUUGCCACUGCUCAACCAUUGUUGUUGCUAGUCAAAACCAUGCUUUCCAAGUUGUUUGAUACUUCAGCUGAGUUUCGUGAUUCACGAUUGCUGUCUGGUCUGUUUGGUCUACAUGUUAUUCUUUGUUCUGUAAUGCCGGCUGGCUCAUUAGCUUCAGUGGCACAAGAGGUCCACACAGACAUAGUUGAAAUCAUUUCACUGUUUGCAAGUCCUUCACUUUCUAAGGCUGUCAGCGAUGAUAUUUCAAAGACAUGUUGGUGUCUCAUGCUUCAAGAGCUGCUGAAACACACACUAGAAAUACCUCAGAAUUUCUAUAGUGGAUUGGUGUUAUUAUCAGAGCUGCUGCCACUGCCACUGCCUUUGCACACAGAGCAGGAAUUAUCAGAUAAGGAAAAGGAGCGAUUAGUGCACUAUCGACAUUUGUGGGCAAUUCAUAUACUUGGGGUUCAAUCACGAUUGGAGGAUGUACUUACUGCUUUGACUGAGUCGACUUGUCCCACUUUGAUGCAAGUAUUUAGGAGAGUUACUUGUCAAGUUGCUGAUUUGUCAGGAAUUACUGCCCAAAUGAUAACAAGGUUGUUUAUGACAACAGCAGAUGAGAGGCUAGCUGGAGAAGGGGAAGCAAAGCUUAGUCCAGCCAAACCAUUAGAAAUUCUUUCAGACUUGAUAACGAUGGCAAGUUUUAAAGCAGGAGUAUUGGACUGUCUGCAGAGUGAUGCUGAUUUGUUGCUGCCUAAACUUCUUGCACAACUCAACUGUAACAGUGAUGAUGGAACCAAGAACGACAAGAUGAAUAGCCAUGCUGUGUAUUUUCUGCAAUCUCUUUGCGAUGCAUACAUUAAUUUGGCGUCUGGUUUGAAUAUGAAUUCACAACAGUUAUGUGACAGCAUACCUGAUGCUUCUUCAUUAAGCUUAGUAUGUGAAGCACUUGUUGAACAUCUGACUGUCAGUGGUGCGUCUCUACAUACUCAACUGUCUGCCAUUAGAAUUGCAAUUGGGCUAGCAGAACACGAGUGUGGGUUUACUCAUCUUGCAAAAUGUCUUGAUGGUGACAAUGAAACAUUUUCCUCUUUCUUAAACUCUCUCGUUCAAAAACUUGAAGGCUUGUCUGAUUCUUUGUCUGAGGAGCUGUCUGAUUCUUCUUCUCGGGUGCUGUCUGCAGUUGGUGCUGUAUUAGAACUGAUUCAUGUUUUAGGAAGUAAACCUGUAAAAGAAACUAUACUAGACUUAGAGGGAGAAGAUGAAAUAGUUGAUAGUCAACCAGCAUUGAGGACAUCGUAUCUGAAACCUGUACAACUUAGAGUUUUGUUAAGUUGGGCAGCUGAUGGUCAGGAACAUGAAGAGCAUGUUCUGUUGUGCCUCAUGAAAAAGAUUGGAGAACUCGAUGUUGAGGAAGAGCACAGUGAUUUGCUAAAGCAGUUCAAUGCUGUCAUAGCAUUAUUAAAAUCAUCAGAAACAGAGGAUGAUCAGCCAAUUGAGAAUGAUAAAGAAACAAUUGCCCAACUUCCUGGUUCUCGUUCUAUCUCUGAACAGUUUGCAGAAAGAACCAUUGUUGUUCGUCAAGUAGCAGAUGAAAGGCCUGAUCUUGACUUUUGGUUUGGUGCUUUUGCUCCUAUCAGUGAAAGUCCAGAACCAUACAUGGUCAAAUGCAAUCUGGAAGAGUUAGCUCAAAAGUGUUGUGGGGAUUUCUCUUUGAAAGAUGAAAUUGAAAAAUGGGUUGUGAAAUCACCACCUCAAUCUCCUACAAGAGAUAAGAAAGACAAAAGUAAACGGAAAGUAGAUCCUUUGAUAGCUGAAAGUGUGGCUAAACGACCACGCCCAUCUGACACAAUGAUGUUCACUGGUCGAGGUUAUGGCGGCCCACGUCGUGGUAAAGAUUUCUUUCGUUUGAGGCAGCAGAACACCAGCCGACCACCAUCAAUGCAUGUUGAUGAUUUCACAGCAAUCGACAAUUCGCUCAAGCCCAGAAAAAUGGACAACAGAGCAAGAGGACACAAAUGGAUGUCAGGGCAACAAGCUGCGCAUCCUUACAUGGGUAGAGGGACAGGAGAUUAUGGCCAAAGGUGGAUGGAAGGACACAGAGGACCCGCAGAUGUAUGGGGCUACAGACCAGCCGGUUAUCCUACCAGAGGACCUGGAUGGGCACCCCACUAUCAUGGGGAUCAGUAUGGACGUCCUGGACAGUGGCAACCCGGGAAAGAUGACAGGAGAUUUGGAGUCGCACCGGGAAUGUACGGCCAUAUGACAGCCGGUUGGCAAAAGAGAGGACAUGACCGUGGGUUUGGUCGUUGACCUACUGACCUUUCACAUGUGACAGGUCUUAUGAUGUAGUAGGUGUGAUUGUCAUGCGCCAUGCGUCUGAAUGUGCAUGCGCCAUGCGUCUGAAUGUAAAUAAGUACACUAUUUGGAAUGCUAUACAUACAGCACUCCAAAUUUUAUUGAUUAUAACUUUGUACUCUAAAGUUUGUUGAUACGCGAGAUCUAAAUAAUCUAGUUUCGAACUCCUGUUGAAAGUAGGCGGGAGUGAAAGGGGUGGAAUGCUGUCAAUGUGUAGACGACGAAGGACGAAACCGACGAUGUGUGGUAAAACCUAUAUGCAUAUAUAGAAUGAAACAUAAA
This is a messenger RNA of Corticium candelabrum, 5704 nucleotides long. RefSeq names its product protein virilizer homolog. The coding region runs from base 17 to 5377 and encodes 1786 amino acids. NCBI's taxonomy places the organism in Eukaryota, Metazoa, Porifera, Homoscleromorpha, Homosclerophorida, Plakinidae. Gene Ontology annotation, molecular function: RNA binding. Gene Ontology annotation, cellular component: RNA N6-methyladenosine methyltransferase complex. The transcript has 57 exons. The record is from RefSeq and is a predicted model, not a curated record.